Molecule: messenger RNA, 6292 nt
Organism: Macrobrachium nipponense
Lineage: Eukaryota; Metazoa; Arthropoda; Malacostraca; Decapoda; Palaemonidae
Product: CD2-associated protein-like
Exons: 18
Coding region: 509-2965 (818 amino acids)
Biological process (GO): cell migration; actin filament organization
Molecular function (GO): protein binding
Source: RefSeq, a predicted model, not a curated record
GUGUCGUUGCUCUGACCGUCGAGCGAUCGGUUGAUCCUUGGAUAAUAGGCGGGAUUAAUUGAUAAUCUGAUAUCAUUCCUCCCUCAAAUUCCCUCUGGUUGGUUAGUGAUAAGACCCGCGGAUUCUGGAAAAAGGCUAUGCGUCUAGUGACGCAAUCAGACACACAGAGAGACGUACUGUGGCGCUCCGGUCCGGUGUGAUUUUUGUGGCUUCGAGACAUUUGCUACUGCUGUUGUUGGUGGCCUAUCUCGGUACAGCUUUUGACAGCUAUCGCCAGAACGAUGUUGGAAGUGGCCACUAGUCCCUUAGUGUGAACACCCAUUUGGCUCGUCGAAGCUCGUGCUUCCCGUGUGUUUCGAUGCCAUUGUUCUUGUCAAUGGAGGGCUUUUAAAAUGGAGCGAUUGUGGUGGCGGUGUUGCUGAGUGCGGAUGCACUUGUGUGACUGUGCGUCUCUCUUUUCUCUCUCUGGGGUGGUGGUGGUGGUGGUGGCGACGAUAUUCGGCGUGCCAUGAUGGAUCCCUCCCGGAUGCCCGCCUUGACGCCGUCAUUCGUUAAUCGGAAAGGCAAAGCGAAAGGUGUCCUGUCCAAAGAACCCAAGAAUGGAUCGACAGAGAAUGGUUUAGCAAAUUCUCCUCCCAAUGUACAAAAGAGAGAUGAAGUUGGGCGUAUGUCAGCACGAGCUUUGCCUCCUGGAGCAGCUCAGAUGGGAGGACGUAGAUGUCGUGUAGUCUUCAGCUAUGCCCCACAGCAUGACGAUGAGCUGGCGCUAUGUGUGGGUCAGACAAUCACCAUCCUCCAAGAAGUGGAGGAAGGGUGGUGGAAGGGCGUGUUAGACGGACAGGUUGGUAUGUUUCCAUCAAAUUUUGUAGAAAAUCUAGAAGAAGAUGACAUCAGCACCAAGUCUGCAGAGUCAAAUUUAGAAAACAUUAACAACCAGUUGAAUGUUAACAACGACCAAAAAGAGAUAAAGCCUAAGCCAAUUCAAGGUUUAGGCUAUGGUGUUAAGUUAACAGACUUGAAGAAGGACAUAAGCAAUAGAAAGGAAUCUGAUACCACAUCUAGUAAUGGAUCAGCCAAAAUAUUAGGGUCUUCUGGGUCAUCAGCUUUCCAACCAGUGCAUAGAAAUAGAGAUGCGCCAAAAGAGAAUGGUCAAGUAAAGGACUUCCGAGAUUUACCGCACAGACUUCCUCCAGCUCUGGAGCCCAAGGCUGAAAAAGUUACCAGUAAAACAGAUAAAACCCGUAUCAAUGCAGCUGAUAAGGAGCGCAUCAGUUCCUUGGAAAAGGACCGAAUAACCAUUACUAUAGGAGAUGAAAAGUCGAAGGGUGAACAAGUCUGUAAAAGAGAUUAUCCUCCCACAACCCAGAAUGACACUUCACAACCUCCUCCUCCGCAAUUACCUCCAAAACCUGUUUCCAGUGGUAAAGUGAGAGAGCUUGCAAGAGUCAUGUUCCCAUAUGGUGCAGAACAUGAAGAUGAGCUUGAGUUGAAAGAAGGUGAUGUCAUCACUGUUCUAUGUAAAGAACUUGAAGACAAGGGAUGGUGGCGAGGUGAACUUAACGGCCGUGUUGGAGUCUUUCCAGACAACUUUGUAGAACUCAUAAGUGUGGAAGAGACGGCAAAACCUCCCCGUCCUGAGAAGCCAGCAGCCGUACUGAAAAAAGGGUCAUCUCCAACAAGUUCUGCAGACAGUACUCCAACUAGCACAUUAAGUAAAGCAGAUAAGGAACCACCACCCCCACUGCCAGAGAAGAAAGUGCAGGCUCCACCCCCUCCAGAAAAGAAGGUUUCUGUAACAGGGUCAUUAAUAGCAGAUGCUAAUGACGGCAACUCCUCAUCUAAGGAUCAGAGCGACCCAGCCAUGAAUAAACUACAAAGAUCAAGCUCUUCGCUUAAAGAAGAACAAAGUUUGUCUUUAGACGUGGAAGGGGAACGUCUUACACAUGUCACACAAAAUCGUCCAAAAGGUCCAUCCAAGAGAAGACCACCUUCUGGCUUAUUUAAAGAAAAUAUGAAAAACCAAAACAGCGCCGAUUCUGACACCCUGCCCCCUACACCUGAGGAUGACCUAGACGAUGUUGAUACCGGUAGUCAACCAAAUGGACACAGUCAUGCAGCUGAUAUUCCUCGAAGCCCCAGUGUUCCCUCUUUAGCAGUACAAACCUCCACAAAACCACCUGCCCCUCUUUUGUCUCCUACAAGUGGAAAACCAACUGUGGAACUGAGAAGUAGACAUGAAGCCAGCAAAGAUGUUCCAUGGUUACAAGAAUUAAGAUUGAAUCAGAAGAAGAAAAUAUCGGGUGUUUUCAAUGCAGCAGAUGAAGUUAUGUCAACCUCAGGGCCUUCUGUUUCUUCAAAGCCUGCUGUACCACCACAAAAAUCAGAUGACAAACCAAAUGCAAAGCCUCUCAAACCAGUUCCAUCAAAACUUGAUGGAAGUGUUUCAGAUGUAAAGCCAAAAGUUAGUGAGCCAUAUAUCCCUAGUCCAGAUUAUGAUUCCAAAACAUCAUCAUUGGUGCAGUCAAAUUUAACGAAAACCAAGCCUCUUCCUCGUACUCCUUGUGAGCCUAAUAAGUUAGGAAAUGGAGCCGAAUCAUCCCCUCCUGUUACCGAACUCAGAAAAUUCCCUUCGAAUAUGGAUUCUAAAAAACUCGCUGCCAAUAACGACUCAAAGAAAGCUGGUGCCUCACCAGAGGUUAAGGAAAAUAAAAGCCCUAUUGGGUCACUGAAGGACUCGAGAGACAAUAAUAGUAGUCAACUAGAAGAAAAAGUUAAUGCCAUUUAUAAGGAGCUCUUACCAAAGAUGAAAUUACUUGAAGAGAAAUUAGAAGAGAAUCGAAAGUAUCAUAGUCAUUGCAUCCAGAUGCUCAUGACAGAGUUAGAUGAAGAGCGUAAGAAACGGGCUUGUAUGGAAGUUGAAAUAGAGCGAUUGAAGAAACUUAUAAAUCCCUACUCACAAGUGUAGGAAAAAUAAAAUUGAUGUUACAGGAUUAAAAUUAUACCUUCAUGAUAAACUAUGGAAGUAGCAUGUGCUUUGACUUUUCUAUUCGUUAGAAAGCUCUUGGUUUGACCAAAUUUUAGUUAUGCUGAAUUGGAAAAUGUGUUUCCAGUUAGAUUUAUGGGAAUACUGGAAUGAUAAACAUUUUUCAAAUAGGAAAAGUCAUGCUGGUAAGAAAUGUAUUAACUAGAAAUUUCAUUGGAUUUUUUUCUGUUGAUGGCUUAUACAGCAGGGUAUAUAUUAGCAGAAUGAUUACUGUAAAUGUGAAAUCCAUACACGAAUACACACAGCAAGUCAUGUUAUCCCUUCAGUUUUGCAAACUUCUACAUGUACUGUCUGUGUGUCUUGCACUAAGUAGUAUUCAAGUAUAUUUAUAACAUCAGUAGUACAUGCAACUUGGGAUUUCGUUUUUCGGUAUACUGUAUGAAAAUGAUUCUAAUGUGUAAUUGGACAAAAAUCCAAGUAUUAUGAUGUCAUUUUGUUUGCGGUACUUCUUAAGGGUCUUGAGUGGCAAAAUUCUUCCUUUAGGAAUUUUAAACCUAAUUCAUUUGCAUUUGAAUUCAAGGAAUAUUUUAUACCAUACUGCAUUUUAAUAGUUCUGUAGUAUGUAUUUAAUUUUUUAAUACAGUUAUCUAAGCAGUAAGUGAUUAAUUAUUAUAAGCUUUGUUAUUUAUUUGCAAUUUAGAUACGUAUACAGUACACCAAAAUAUAUUCAUUCCAUAGUUUUCUGUACAAGUGUAAUCUUUAGUUUGGGAACUCAUAUAUUUACCAAUAGUCAUUCACGUGCCUGUAGGAAUCAGUUUUGCACCUGCAAAUUAACAUAACCAGACAAUUUACAUAAUGUUACAGUUAAUAUUCUUAAUGUCAUAAAAUCAUGUCAUUAACAUUACAUAUCUAUAUUUUCUCGAGCGUGAAGUGAUUUUGUAAUUAGCAUUGAAUGGAGCUAAAAUGUAGGUGCUUAUGCAAGAGAAAUUAUUGCACAGUAUUGAUAAAGUGGCUUUUUAAAGCAAAUGUUAAGCUAGACUUGCUGGAAGGAAAGAAAGUCAUAUGUCAUGACAUAUUUUGCAGGGAUUUGUGCCAUGGUAGUUUAAAUCUUAUGGUUCUUCCAUUUGCACUGAGGAAGUUAUUCAUGGAAAAGUUUGGAGUCCUUCCAUGACUGAGUAAAAGGGUGGUUUUCAUAAUUAUGAUUAGUAUACUAUAAUAAGAUUCAUAAGUAUUUAACUAAUAUACUAGUGUUGUAUUUUAGUUGCAUAUGCCUAUACAAGUUAGAAAUGACUGAUAAUACUGUACAGAUUUGCAAAACCUCAACCUAGUAUUUAUGUAAAGUGGAUUACAAUACCGUUUUAAACACUUCCAUUCUAUUGAAACUGCUGUACUUGUCUUGUAAUGUCUUAAGUUUUAAAUGAAAUCUUCAUACAAUAUUUUUCUAGUACAUGUUUAAUAUAUCAAAAAGUUUUAAGAUGUUAAUGGUAGUAAGCAGUAGUGAGUUAUUGUAGGGAGCUUUAUACAUUCACUCAAAGGAAAUCCUUUGAAUUGAGAUGUUAGUGCUUGCAGAUAUGCAGGAGAUUUCUUAGAGCUAUUUUGUUUUUCCGUCUUAGAAAUUAUAAUGAAAAGUUUUCCAGAAGCUUUUAAGUAUUCAUUUUUUGUGUACAUAAUCUACUAAGCUUUUACCUUAAAGUUUAAAAUAGAAAAGGCUUUUCAUUGGCAAUUCUGUUCAUCAGCUUUACUGAAUUUGUUAUUGUAUGGUUAGUUUUAUAGUUUUGUAAAUGUUUCUAGAUUCACAGUAUAUCUGAAUAACCUGUAUUAUCUUCAUAAAAUUGAGAAAUGAGAGUAGUCAUUCCAUUGUUUCUAGUACUUUGGUGAAGUAUUGGUGAGUGCCAUCUUCAAGGAUAAAAAGUUCUUUGGAGUAGUAAGACAGAAUAGUAGCAUCUACGUAGUUCACUGUAGUUUUUUAAUAUAGAAACCACAUGAACAAUUAUUUUGUUAGAAAUGUUUGAAAAACAGCUCAAUUUGUAUUUUAAAAUAAUGCUAUUUAGAGCUGUUGCAGAUUUAAAUGAGUAUAGGCAUGCCUCUAAUGAAGGACAAAGUAAAACCUUUACAUUACCCAAGUAUCUGAAACUUUGACUUGGCUUCCUGCAUUUUGACCCAGAAACAACUUUUGGCAGUGCAAAGAGUUUUCCACCUAUUGCAGCAACUGGUUGUGGACCAGCAGGUCAGUGUUAAUAUACUGUGUCAUGUUACCUUUUCCCCCUCUUUAUGUAGGACGUUCCUUUAAACUUGAGUACUUAAUAACAGUUGACAUAAUGGUAUUUUUGCUGUACAGGUGGCAGUCUUAUGUUUAGUGUACAGUACUAUCUUUUAGUUAAUACCAUGAUGUGCUGUUCCCUAUCAUGUACAUUAUUUCUCAUCUAUAUUUUGUUUUCCUGUCAUUUCAGAUACUUUAUUGUUAGGGUAUUUAUGUGUAUCUAACUCAGAUGAUGUAUAGUUUCUUUCCUCAAAAUCAAGUUGGACCUAUUUUUGUGCAAGAUAUUCAAUGGAAUUCCAUUUAAGAAGUAAUUGCUCAUUUAGGACCAAAACACACAUUCCAUACAUAGGUUUCCCAUCUGAACUUUGCUUGAAUAUUUUUUUUAUCAACUUACCACAGCCUAAUCAAAAGUUUUAUGCAGAUUUGUAGUACUGAAUUUAACAGCAUAGUAUCUGUAAUUUGCAGAUUACUGCGUAAUUUUUUCCAUAAAGUGCAUUUCUUGCACCUCAUUCUAGGCAAAUUGGUUCAUUUGAAGUAUUGUUAGCAUUUGUUGAAGUUCAACAAAAGUUAGAGCAUCAUGUGCGGUGUACUUAACUUACAUUUUAACCUAAGCAAAGGAAUGAUAACAUAUUUUGAUCUCUUGCUUUAUUAUUGGUUGGCAGUUCAAACAUUCAUAAUUCAUCAGAUUGGCAUAAACUAUUGUACAUAUAGAAUAGUAAAAUUUAUAGAUAUUCUAGUCAUAAGAUUUUUCAUAAUGGAAACAAUUGGACCAAAUCUUUAUUACUUUGUUAUUUGUUUGGUUACUAUUUUUCUCUGGUUGUAAGAUUAUUAUAUAUUGACAUUAAUCUGCUAAAUUUCUAAUUAUUUACUGUAGGUUGUGUUGCCAAGUGCUUCUAUGUGUUUGUCAACUAAUCAUUUGAUGUUCUACAUCAUAUAAAUUUCCUUAUAUUUUUUAUUACCCUUGGUAUUUGAUUGUAUUAUUCUAUUCUGCACAAUCACUUGUAAUUUUAUUUAACACUAGUCAGUGUGUAAAUAAAGAAGCCUGUUUA